Molecule: messenger RNA, 1097 nt
Organism: Oppiella nova
Lineage: Eukaryota; Metazoa; Arthropoda; Arachnida; Sarcoptiformes; Oppiidae
Source: the annotation of a GenBank genome assembly
CACAAGUCAGUAGUGAAUAGAUAGCAAAUACCGUGGAAAACAACAUUGAAUGGCAUUGAAUGACAUGUUGUGUGACGUUCAGAGCAAUUCUCAAUAGGAUUUCACAAACUUUUUGAUGAAUAGAAAGUUGUGUCGAAACUCAUGUCUCGUUGAAAGAGAAACAAAACUUUUGGUUCAAAGCAUUCACGCAUUAAAUGCAUUAUUAUUUGCAAUUUGUGUCAAUAAAUCAUAUGAUUGAGUGUUAGUAUUAGUUACAAGUGAUGGCAUUUUGCGGUAAACUUUGUUGGAGAAGAAGUUAUUUAAAUAUUUUCAAUUCACGCAAACUCUUGGUUCCGAAGAGUGUCACCUCCAGUCGAAACCUCUUCCAAGUUAACCAUCGAAGACAUGACAGGAGACCAGAUGUGACACACAUUGACAAGAGUUGGUUGCACUUGAGUUACAACCGAUUGGCACCAGAAGUGGUUCCCUUCCUCUUGUCAGACAUCGGUGAAGGUAUCGGUGAAGUGACUGUCAAGGAGUGGUACGUCAAGUGCAGAGCGAUAAGGCGUCCGUCACUAUCACCAGUCGAUACGAUGGUGUCAUUCGGCACAUCCAUUACGAAAUCGAUGGCNGAUGGUGUCAUUCGGCACAUCCAUUACGAAAUCGAUGGCAUCGCCAAAGUUGGCAAACCUUUGGUUGACAUUGAGAUCGUCUCCACUAAUGAGGAACAAAUGGACGCCGUUUUGGACGAAGAAUCGGACAAAUCGUCAAACAUUUCGCUGUCGGCCACAGACGACAAUAAAUCCUUUGAGUCGACCGCCAAAGUGCUGACCACUCCUGCCGUCAGAAGACUUGCAAACGAACACAACAUUAGACUCACAGACAUAUCGGGCACCGGAAGAGACGGAAGGAUUCUCAAAGAGGAUGUCUUGACUUACAUCGAGAACAGCAGCAAAACAAGUGUUGUGUCCACAGAUAAAAGUGUUGCCAAACCCGUUGACGCCGAUUCAGACAAAUCCAAAACUCAACCGAAACCGACAUUUAAAGUGAGGGAAGAAGCGUCGACUGUGAGCGACAAAACGGAACCGAUUAAAGGCAUUAAGAAAGCGAUGACUAAG